AACUACACGACCACUAUCUAUAGAGAGAACGGGCUCAGUUCGCUCAGUGCAUGUCCGGCUAGGUGAAAUUGUGUGUUCGAGUUUCAGUUUUUUUUCUUCAGAUUUUUAGAUAAUGCCAAGAUAUUGUGGAGUUCCUAAAUGCAAACGAAACACUACUUACAAAUACACCAGCUUCCAUAGGGUACCUAAGAACCCAUCCCCCGAAUGGGUGGCGGUAUUAAAACCGAACUUUACAAAAAACACUUUCAUCUGCAACUUGCAUUUUAGCAAGAAAAGUUUUAAAAAGGGAAAAUGGAAGGAUAAUGGCAUUGGCAGAGGCCCAUCCUUGAGAAAGGGAGCUGUUCCAUCCUUAUACCCUGAUGUAUCAAAGAAACGAGAGAAAAUGCCACCUCCGAAACGGCGGAAUCGCACUUCCGUCGGAGGCGAUGUAACGCCAGUAAGUGUGGAAGAAUCGCCAUCACCUGUACAGGAUAAGAACGUGACCUCGCUGUCUAUGGAGUGCGUUGAAGAUGAACUGUCAGAUGCUCAGAAGGAUUUCUACACCAAAAAGCAGAAGGAGUUUAAGGAUGCCAUGGGUAAGCUGGAGGAAUUGGUUAGAAAGGGAGCCAAGGUUACCCCCAACUCAGAUAAUUCGGUUACAUUCAGGGUGACUGAAACAUCAACAAGUGUGGGUAACGUUGUGACUAAUACCAGCUCAGCACUACAGUCUGUAACUGGAGUCCCUCCGGGUACUGUGACAACUGUACCCCCGGGAUACAGGCUACUAAUGGACCCUAAAACUGGCAGAAUUGUUGGUACUCUCCCAGCAUCUAGUUUACCCUCCGUGAUGUCCAGUCAGGCGACCCUAGUGACCUCCAGCGGUCAGAUUAUGCGACCAGUUCUAACUGGUUCCCAGCAGCCUAGGGCACAGGCUCCUCAAAUUAUGCAGCAGGCAAAAACUGUUGUCCGUGCUCCAGCUCCUUCAGCAGGUCGAGUUCGUCCUGGAGCUCCUAGUCCUGCUGCUAGAACUCCAGGAGCAGGAGGUCCUGCUUCAAGACGAUCUCCAGCUCCCAGCAGACCAUCUCCGGGUGCAAGAACUCAAACACCUGCCACCAAGACUGUAACUCCUCCUAUAGUUGAUCUGACCAAGCCUGGUGUAGAACCUGUUGGAGCUCCUCCUCUCAGGAAAGUCUUCCCGGCCCUAUCCGUCGUGGCGCGCGCAAACCGAACCAUAUUGAAUGCCGCGGCAAAGAGAAGUGAGUUGGAUGCCAAAGUGAAGACGCUUCUUGUUCACACGCCAGCCAAGUUUACAGAGUGGUUAAUCCAGCAGGGACUUGUCAGGUCUGAGCAGUAUGAAAAACUAUCCAGUGGAAAACUCAAGCUCAAGCUUGGCAUGUACUCAGAUGGGAAAAGGUUCCCCUAUAGUGGAGGUUAUGUUUGGUUGCAUGAUGGAGCUGGUUCAAGAUAUACCAGUGUAUUCAAGGGAAGCAUUUUUGAAAUAGGAACCACCGCCCCUCAGACUGUAAUCAAACUCAUCUACCAUUGGUGCUGUCAGACCAACAUACCCAACGUCGAGCAGUGGGUCAAGGUCGACAAGGCGGUCAUCGACAAGGUUUAUCAGACCGCCAGAGCUAUCUGUGUUGCCGCUGUGCAGGAUGAGGUGGUUAAUAUGGGAGGAGUAGGCCGUGUCGUGGAGAUUGGAGUUAUCAGUCUAGGAACUUCAACCCAGGAUGGAAACAGACGAGAUGUGAGGGUGGAGGUGAUCGGCGUGCUGGAUCGGAUAAACAGGAAUGUGCGCCUGCGCGCGUGUGAACCUGUCCCUGGGUCAACUCAACAAGAGCGUUUUAACAAGAUCUUUGAGAUGAUGCCGGUCUGGGUGAACAAAGCCUCCAAGAUAAUGACAGACUAUAGUGUGGACAAGGAAACCUUGGUUAAUCUAGGAUAUAGAAAUGUUCACCAGUGUAGUCUGGGAGCUUUGAACUCCGCUCGACCUGAACAAACGAACCAACAGGUUAUGGAUUAUCUGAAGAAAGUUGUACCGAAGAUGUACCAGAACACUUUGUCUAACUUGACUAACUCUAUCGUCCAGCAGUUCUUAGACGAGUUGUCCUUCAGGGAGAUGUUUGGUCAGUACUCCUUGGCUUGCUUUGAUUCUAUUCUUCAGAAGAUAUCUUCACAAACACAGGCCUGUGCUCUUAAAGACGAGACAAUGGAAUCCAGAGUUGCGAAGAUUAUUGCAAAUCCGUUCCUGGAUUGGAGAUACUCAGAGAGACCUGAUAUAGUACCAGUACAGGGUAGUCCUGUGGUAAUACGAGCUAAAUCUACCAACCAAUCUACUCCUAUACUUCCUAAACCCUCCCCCAGGAUAGAUACAGGAGCUAAGAGAUCUGUGACCCCAGAUGCUGAUGCUGAAUCCCUUAUUGCUAAAAAGAUGAAGGUUUGUAAGGAGAUGGUUGAACUUGAACCCUACUACUAUGCAACCCUCCAGGGAGAGGCAGACGUAUUGGCUAUGGAGUUCAAAGCCGACAUGGCGUUCAAGUGUCACGUGUGCAAGAAGGUGUUUAUGAACAAUCUCGAGUUCAUGAAGCAUCUUCAUCUUCAUGUAGAAUCUGAAAGGGAUACUCCAGCUGCCGUAGAUCUGGUUGAUCUAACACAAUGUAAAUACUUCUAUAUUGAUAUUAAUAUUGCUAGGGAUACUCCAGCUGCUGUAGAUCUGGUUGAUCUAUCACAAUGUAAAUACUUCUAUAUUGAUAUUAAUAUUGCUAGGGAUACUCCAGCUGCCGUAGAUCUGGUUGAUCUAACACAAUGUAAAUACUGCUAUAUUAAUAUUAAUAUUGCUAGGGAUACUUCAGCUGCCGUUGAUCUGAAUAUGGUUAACAACUGUCUGAUCUGUAACUUCAGCUGUCUAACUGUGAACAGACUGAUCAUGCAUAUGUUAAAGGAGCAUGUUAAAGCUGAGAUGCCCUACUGCUGCCAGGGAUACAAUUCGUCUAGUGCUGUCUCAUUCAUGGAACAUCUUCAGAAACACGAGGACACUAAGAAGAAGAACUUCAAGUGUAAGAAAUGUUCUCUCGUGUUUCUGAAAGAACUUCAACUUAAAGUUCACCUGGAGAAGGAUCACGUCUCGUAUAAGGAGUUUGAUGAGAUUGAACCAUUCCAAGUUAGCUCAGCAGAUGCUUCCAUUAAGAUGCCUAAACCUGAUGAGAAGAAUAUUAUCAAGCUUGCAUCAAGGAGAACAGGAUCUGGCAAGAGUAUGAUACCCCAGCAAGCUGCCUUUGCUGCCGUUAAUCUUGAAGAUAUGGCGAUCUAUGAUGCAGACAGGGAAAAGUGUUGCGAAUGCGAAAGAACAAUGACGAGCACAGGCCACUACAUGGCUUACCUCUGCUGCACUAAAUGCAGAUAUUCAACUUGUUGCAAUAAGGCGAUGAGUGUUCACUCACAACUCUUCCAUUCUAAGGCUAAACCGGAGUUUAAUCUUGGAAAACCGGUUUCCCUUGACUCUCCGCUGUUCUGUUGCUGCGGAUACAAAUCUAUGAGCGGACACAAGAUGGCGAAACAUCUUGCUAUAAACAACUGCAGGUCUGAAACAAGUUGUCGGGUUCAAAAUCUAUAA
Messenger RNA from Eurytemora carolleeae, 3592 nucleotides. RefSeq lists its product as uncharacterized. The record is from RefSeq and is a predicted model, not a curated record. The transcript has 34 exons. Bases 113 to 3592 code for a protein of 1159 amino acids. NCBI's taxonomy places the organism in Eukaryota, Metazoa, Arthropoda, Copepoda, Calanoida, Temoridae.